AUGCAGGCCGCCAACAAGGCCGUCCUUGAGGCGGAGGAUAUCGUUGCCGGUCACUACCGACGCUUCUUGAAUGCACUUACAGUGUUCCGCUUGUGCUUGGCCGCGCAGAAGAAGAAAGCAGAAAAGGCUGCUGCCAAAGAAGGUGGCACCGAUGCAGAGAAUACCGAGUCCUGGGACGCCGAAGCGUGGGAAGCCUGGGAAUCCGAAGGGUCGCGAUCGGCCAAACGAGCCCGCCACACCUAA
Molecule: messenger RNA, 243 nt
Organism: Symbiodinium necroappetens
Lineage: Eukaryota; Dinophyceae; Suessiales; Symbiodiniaceae
Source: the annotation of a GenBank genome assembly